AAAAGGAAUAAAAAGACGGUCAGGAAAGCAUCUCGGAGGAUUCGCCACAUCUUUCUUGUUUUGCUUUUGCACAUCUCGCUUCGCAGCCCUCCUUCAAAGAAUUGGUACCUGUUCUUGAUGAAUUCGAAAACAUCUGUGACAUCCGUGGUUUCCUGCAAUCCGGGAAACAAGAACAACUUCUUCCUCUGGAUUUUGGUUUGCUUACUGCCUAAGUUUUCGGGAACUUUGAUUGUUUACAUAAACUUCCUUUUGGUCCAAGCAAUUGAUAGGAGUCCAUCUGCAUUACUCCUUUUGUCUUUUGAUCCUUAGCUGUGCGUGAAUUUGGCCAUCUGCAUCACUCCCUUUCUCAUAAAUAAGCAUGGUUUCUUCUCAUUUAUCAGUUUUGAAUGAGAAAUACAAAUCGUUUGGUAGCCAGUUGCUUCUUCCAGAUGACCCUCCAAAUGCUAUCCUUACAGAUGAUGACGAGUUUGAUUUUUCCGAUGUCUUUGGUCCUUUACCAGGGCAGUUUCCAGUUGAAGUGAAUGAAGGGAACUUAGAAAUUGAAACAAAUAAUAUUGUUUAUGAUAAUUCAGCUGUUGUAUACAGGCGAUCACAUUCUCUAGUUGGCCCUUCUGCUUGUUUGAGUCAGUCGUUGAAGCUUGGUAAGCUCAAUCUUCAAGAGACAGAGGAAGCAAAUGUCAUUUUAGAAUGUGUGAAUGGAGUAACAAUUGAAGGUCUUUCCGAGAUUUCUACAGAUGAAGAUGUCACGCCUUUGCAUCCCCUGCAAGAUGAUAUGCUGACAAAGGAACCAAAAGUAGGUCUUGAAGAUUUUGAAAUUAUGAGAUUAGUUGGGCAAGGUGCAUUUGGCAAAGUAUACCAGGUGUGCAAGAAGGGAACUUCCGAAAUAUAUGCAAUGAAGGUCAUGAGAAAGGACAAGAUAAUGGAGAAGAAUCAUGCUGAGUAUAUGAAAGCUGAGAGGGACAUUUUGACAAAGAUCGACCAUCCUUUUAUUGUCCAGCUUAGAUACUCAUUUCAAUCAAAAUAUAGACUCUAUCUUGUGCUGGAUUUUAUAAAUGGUGGUCAUCUUUUCUUUCAGCUUGAUGUUCAAGGUCUUUUCAGGGAAGAUCUAGCUCGUGUAUAUGCUGCAGAAAUUGUCUCCGCAGUAUCUCACCUACAUUCUAAUGGUAUAAUGCACAGAGAUCUGAAGCCUGAAAAUAUUCUACUCGAUGCAGAUGGCCAUGUUGUGUUAACUGACUUUGGUCUUGCAAAAGAAUUGGAAGAGAAUGAGAGGUCGAAUUCUAUGUGUGGGACAGUGGAAUAUAUGGCUCCAGAAAUUGUUCAGGGAAAGGGCCAUGACAAGGCUGCUGACUGGUGGAGUGUAGGUGUCUUGAUUUUUGAGAUGCUUACUGGGAAGCCUCCUUUCUAUGGUGGUAAUAGGAACAAGAUCCAGCAGAAGAUUGUAAAGGAUAAGUUUAAACUUCCAGGUUUCUUAUCAAGUGAAGCUCAUUCUGUGUUGAAAGAGCUGCUGCAAAAAGAUCCAAGCAAACGUUUGGGUAGUGGAGUAAUGGGAAGUGAGGAGGUGAAGUGCCACAAGUGGUUUAAGCCAAUAAACUGGAAGAAAUUGGAAGCUAGGCAAAUUCAACCAAGCUUCCGACCAGACGUAGCUGGAAAACAUUGCAUUGCCAACUUUGAAAAGAAGUGGACUGACAUGCCUGUUGUGAUUUCUCCUGCCGCGAGUCCUAAUGGAAAUGGAAGCCUCAUAUUCAAGGACUUCUCAUACGUGAGGCCUUCAAGUAUUCUUCAGAGGAUGAUUCCCCUUAAUGAGCUUGCUUAACCUCAAGUUCUCUAUGCUCAUUCAUAAUGUCUAAAAUAUUGAAUGUUCUCUUCUGCGUACGAAGCUGUUUGAUCCCUUUGGAUCACAUGCUUACUCGUGCAUCAAACUUUUUCUUCAUAUUUGUGUAACUCGUACAUCAAACUUAGCGUUGUUGUUGCCCAAUUACUUGAUUUUAAUUACUAUUGUUAGGUUAAUUGGUCAUUACUAUUUGUUCUCCAAUUACUGGAAUUUGGAAAGGAACAACACCUGUUGACAAUUGCAAUGUCUAUCAUAUACUCUUUAUCACCUUGCUUUGAAAGAAUCUAGAGUUCAAACUUGGACUCCAUUAAAUGUAUACAAUAUAAUUCAUGGAUGAUUGUUGUAAGAGACUCUAAAUUCUUAAUCAUAAUCUUCUGAUUAAUUA
Amaranthus tricolor (Joseph's coat) is the source of this 2216-nucleotide messenger RNA. RefSeq names its product serine/threonine-protein kinase AtPK1/AtPK6-like. The record is from RefSeq and is a predicted model, not a curated record. Bases 359 to 1813 code for a protein of 484 amino acids. The transcript is spliced from 7 exons. Gene Ontology annotation, biological process: protein phosphorylation. Lineage: Eukaryota; Viridiplantae; Streptophyta; Magnoliopsida; Caryophyllales; Amaranthaceae. Gene Ontology annotation, molecular function: ATP binding; protein serine/threonine kinase activity.